AUGUUGUACAACUUAGCUGUCGUAUAUUCUGCGCGGAAUAUCAUCAAUGAUGAUCACGUUGCCCUCAAACUCGAAACCGUUGUCAACCACUCAUCUUCUGUCGAGCGUGAAUACUAUAUUUUGAAACAACUUGAAGGCGGAGUUGGCAUCCCACGCACCUUCUGGUUUGGUAGAGAGUCAAUGCAUCAUGUUCUGGUCCUUGAACUCCUUGGACCAUUCAGCCUUCUCAAUGUUGUCAAUCUUGGAGUCCAGUUGUAUGUUCACUCACACAAUUAUGUUCAUGGCGACAUUAAACCGCAGAACAUCUUGGUGGGUCUCGGAAAUUCGAGGCACACCGCCUAUAUCAUUGAUUUUGGAAUCACGAAGACAUACUGGAACACUAAGACCAGUGACCAUGUACCAUUUCGCCAUGGUCGAAGUCUCUCUGGUACUCCCGCAUUCGCCUCAAUCAACAAUCACCUAGGAGUUGAGCCAGGUCGCCAUGACAAUCUUGAGUCGCUCACUUACAUGCUAAUCUAUUUUUUGCGUGGCUCCCUUCCAUGGUUAGCCAGUGAUGAUGAGAAAUUAUCCAGCUCUACCAUACUCGAGCACAAAGCACACGCUACCAUUGCAGAAAUAUGCCAUGACAUCCCCGUCGAAUUCGCAAACAUUCUUAUUUACACCUGCUCUCUCGCAUUCACUGAAGAUUCUGAUUACGAUCAUCUUCGUUCACUACUACACAGUGAAGGUGAGGAAUCUUGA
Suillus discolor is the source of this 741-nucleotide messenger RNA. RefSeq names its product kinase-like domain-containing protein. The coding region runs from base 1 to 741 and encodes 246 amino acids. Gene Ontology annotation, molecular function: ATP binding; protein serine/threonine kinase activity. Gene Ontology annotation, biological process: peptidyl-serine phosphorylation; signal transduction. The record is from RefSeq and is a predicted model, not a curated record. The transcript is spliced from 3 exons. Gene Ontology annotation, cellular component: nucleus; cytoplasm. Lineage: Eukaryota; Fungi; Basidiomycota; Agaricomycetes; Boletales; Suillaceae.